Penicillium canescens is the source of this 1287-nucleotide messenger RNA. RefSeq names its product acyl-CoA dehydrogenase family protein. Gene Ontology annotation, molecular function: flavin adenine dinucleotide binding; acyl-CoA dehydrogenase activity. Lineage: Eukaryota; Fungi; Ascomycota; Eurotiomycetes; Eurotiales; Aspergillaceae. The coding region runs from base 1 to 1287 and encodes 428 amino acids. The record is from RefSeq and is a predicted model, not a curated record. The transcript is spliced from 5 exons.
AUGUCGUCUUCCGCCGUUACCAGUGUGCCGUUCGCCGAUCCUCUCUGGCUCAACCGUCGCUGUAGUCCAUUCUAUAACGACUCCCAUCGGCAUUUGCAGAAGGAAGUGCGGGAUUAUGUCGAUACCCAUAUUGCUCCAUUCUGUGAAGAAUGGGAGAAACAAGGCUUUGUGCCACCGGAGGUCCAAAAGCUUCAUGCUGAGCUAGGAUAUACUGCCGUGGCAUCAUUCCCAGUAGCUGCCGAGUAUCUCGAUGACCAACGUCUGCCCGGGGACAUCAAUCCAUACGAAUGGGACGGGUUUCACGAUCUUGUAGUUAUUGAUGAGCUGGCUCGCUGUGGUUACCUUGGAAUUGUAUGGGCACUCGGGUGUGGAAACUCAAUCGGGGGCCCACCUGUCAUCAACUUUGGAAACGAAGAGCAGAAAAGGCGCUUCCUUCCAGAUAUGCUGAAGGGCAAGAUUCGCUUUUGUUUGGGAGUGACUGAGCCGGAUGCUGGUUCUGACGUCGCCGGGAUCACAACUACUGCCGAGAAAAAUGGAGAUGUCUACAUUGUCAAUGGAGCCAAGAAAUGGAUCACAAAUGCCAUCUUCGCUGACUUUUGUACUGCAGCGGUGCGCACCGGAGGGCAAGGAACUCAUGGUAUCUCGGCGCUGGUUAUCCCAAUGAACACUCCCGGUGUGACUUGCAGGAAGAUUGAAAACUCCGGAGUUCAGGCGAGUGGAUCCACUUAUAUCGAGUUCGAUCAAGUUGAGGUACCCGUCACCAACCUGCUCGGAGAAGAGAAUAAAGGCUUUCCCGUUAUCAUGAAUAACUUCAAUCACGAGCGACUGUGGUUGGCAUGCACAUCCCUCCGCAUGGCGCGCGUGUGCGCCGAAGAUUCCUAUCGACACGCCAUCAGCCGCGAAACAUUCGGUAAGAAGCUUAUUGAGAACCAGAUCAUUCGAUCCAAGUUUAGCGCGAUGGGAAGAAGAUUGGACUCUGCGUAUGCAUGGAUGGAGCAAUUGGUCUAUAUUUCUGAAACAUCGAAAAGGAAUGGCGUGGAUAGUGGAAUGGGAGGCUUGUUUGCAAAUCUCAAGGUCUUGGCAGGUCAGACUCUUGAAAAAGUCAACCGUGAGUCACAGCAGGUUAUGGGUGGACUUGGAUACUCGAAAAAUGGUCGUGGCUCAAGAAUCGAGCAGAUUAGUCGGGAUGUGAGAGUCAUGGUUGUCGGUGGUGGGAGUGAGGAGAUUUUGUCUGACUUGGCUGUCAAUCAGGAGAUCAAGACCAUGAAGAAGCAGAGUAAGCUAUAG